Messenger RNA from Mesocestoides corti, 729 nucleotides. The record is from the annotation of a GenBank genome assembly. NCBI's taxonomy places the organism in Eukaryota, Metazoa, Platyhelminthes, Cestoda, Cyclophyllidea, Mesocestoididae.
AUGCUGGACAUCGUGAAAGCAAUUGCGCGUGAGGCGGGAUCAGUUAUUCUUAGUGCUCUUCACCAGCCGACCCUUGUUCAUGAAAAGAUAUCCUACGCCGAUCUUGUAACUGACACUGACAAGCAGGUCGAAGACCUCAUUAAGUCCCGGAUCCUAGCGAAAUUUCCGAACCACAAAAUUAUUGCGGAGGAAAGCGCUGAGAACCGGUCUAUUUUGACGUCAGAACCAACCUGGAUAAUUGACCCAAUUGAUGGAACAUCUAAUUUUGUUAGCAAAUUUCCUUUUUGUGCUGUCUGUAUUGGGUACUAUUCAGAAAAGCAGGCAAAACGAGAUAAAGGUGCAUUCUUGAACGAUCAGCGUAUUCGUGUAUCUGGCUGUACUCAGCUGCAUAAUGCCCUAAUACUCACCGAUUGGGGUGGUGAUAGAAAUGCUUCUAAUUUGGACACAAAGGCCGCCAAUAUGCGUUGUCUUAUUGCUGAGGCUCGUGGCGUGAGAACAAUGGGCUCUGCGGCGUUGCACAUGUGCCAGGUUGCCGCGGGUCAGGGUGACGCCUUCUUCGAAUUCGGCAUCCAUUGUUGGGACUACGCAGCCUCCAGCCUAAUCGUCACCGAGGCCGGGGGAUACUGCUGCAACAUUGACGGUAGGGUUCUCUUAGCAUUGGCACGCGAUUUCCAACUGUGUAGCCACACAUGUAAAGGCCGAAUAGGACAGUUCACUGGUCAAAGUUAG